Chroicocephalus ridibundus (black-headed gull) is the source of this 1375-nucleotide messenger RNA. RefSeq names its product cysteine and glycine rich protein 3 (gene CSRP3). The record is from RefSeq and is a predicted model, not a curated record. Gene Ontology annotation, biological process: sarcomere organization; cardiac muscle contraction; muscle tissue development. Gene Ontology annotation, cellular component: nucleus; cytoplasm; Z disc. NCBI's taxonomy places the organism in Eukaryota, Metazoa, Chordata, Aves, Charadriiformes, Laridae. Bases 178 to 768 code for a protein of 196 amino acids. The transcript is spliced from 6 exons. Gene Ontology annotation, molecular function: structural constituent of muscle; actinin binding.
GCAUUGCUCAGAUCCCCACAGCCCUCUCGCGUUCCCCUCCCCUCCCAGCUUUUAUAGGGCCGACAGCGGUGGCCACUGCAUUUAAAGAGUGCUGGAAUCCGUCGCGUUCAAACCCUCCGAGCCCUAAGAAAAUAGGGCGAAACAUCAAGCGACGCCGGCCACCCUUCAGAUACCAGGAUGCCGAACUGGGGAGGAGGAGCCAAAUGCGGUGCCUGUGAAAAGACGGUGUACCACGCGGAGGAAAUCCAGUGCAAUGGAAGGAGUUUUCACAAGACGUGCUUCCUCUGCAUGGCUUGCAGGAAAGCUCUGGACAGUACCACGGUGGCAGCUCACGAAUCUGAAAUCUACUGCAAAACUUGCUACGGGAGAAAAUACGGUCCCAAAGGCAUUGGCUUCGGACAAGGGGCAGGAUGUCUCAGCACUGACACUGGCGACCACCUGGGCUUGAAUCUGCAACAGGGGUCACCAAAGUCUGCUCGCCCUUCUACACCAACUAAUCCUUCCAAGUUUGCCAAAAAGAUAGUAGAUGUGGAUAAAUGUCCCCGUUGUGGCAAAUCAGUGUAUGCUGCAGAGAAGAUCAUGGGAGGAGGAAAACCUUGGCAUAAGACGUGCUUCCGCUGUGCCAUUUGCGGAAAGAGUUUAGAAUCUACAAAUGUUACAGACAAAGAUGGAGAGCUCUACUGUAAAGUUUGCUAUGCAAAAAACUUUGGUCCCAAAGGAAUUGGGUUUGGUGGCCUCACUCAAGCGGAGAAGAAAGAGUGUGAAUGAGAAGACGCAAUAGACUCAAACUGCUGUUGAUGCCACCAAGUGAUAGCUGUCGAGUAAAACAUUAAACUUAUCACAUAUUGCUAAGAACCUAGGGCAUUUGUUUAAUAUUUUCCACUUGUAGGAAAAGCUUGUGAGCAUAUAUCUUAAGAAAUCCUUAGAUUAGAUUUAAAAAGUACAGUAAUAAAACAAGAGUAAUGUUUGUUUUACAGUAAAUAAAGACAAAAAAAACCUCUUAUGGAACAUUACUGCUUCUUAAACUAGUAUUUACGUCCCUUGAGUCUGGAAUUCUAAAGACUCAGCAUACUGUCCCGCUAAGACAGAGGUACUUCAUGGAGCGCAAGGGUCAGAACGCUCCAAGCUAGGCCAUGCUUUCCUUUGUUCAGAAUGUAACGCCGUCUACAUUUCUACCAAACUCCUAAUGGAGCAUUGAAUGUUCUGACAUUUUGUGUUAUGGCAAAGUAGAUGUUAUUCACUUCGAGAAAAUUAAAAGGUAUUUGAAAUUCUUUCAAAGGGAGAGAUUUCUGAAGAAAAACAUUUUUGUAGAAUAGCGUUGUAGGUUUUGUUAUUGUAUGUUUUCAAGCUACAAUAAAGUACUGGUAUUGCUUCA